AUUUUGCGUUGACAGAAAACGUCACUUCUCACUGUAAACAAUCUACUCCCUUGAACACUUCCAGACGAAAACAUUGAAUAAAGCACAGACUCCUCACUAUUGAGCGCAAUAAAGGCCAUGGCACAAAUAGGGGAGCCGUUGACUCUAGCCAAAGAUAUCAAAAGAUCUAUAGAGCUCUUGGAAAAGCUCCAGAAAAGUGGCGAAGUACCAGCCACCAAGCUGAUAGCCCUGCAGAAAGUUCUGCAAAGUGAUUUUCUGCAUGCUGUUCGCGAAGUGUACGAGCACGUCUACGAAACUGUCGAUGUUCAAGGCUCUCAGGACGUAAGGGCUUCUGCUACUGCUAAGGCCACAGUGGCGGCGUUUGCGGCCAGCGAAGGCCACGCUCAUCCCCGAGUGGUGGAGCUGCCCAAAACUGACGAGGGGUUGGGAUUCAACGUGAUGGGGGGCAAGGAACAGAACUCCCCUAUUUACAUAUCCAGGAUUAUCCCUGGAGGCGUGGCAGACCGACAUGGAGGGCUGAAAAGGGGCGACCAACUAUUGAGCGUCAAUGGAGUGUCUGUGGAAGGCGAAAACCACGAAAAAGCCGUGGAAUUGCUGAAGCAGGCUCAUGGAUCGGUUAAGUUGGUUGUCCGCUACACUCCCAAGGUGUUGGAGGAGAUGGAGUUGAGGUUUGACAAACAGAGGGCUAGAAGAAGGCAACAGUACAACUAAAACAUUUUAAUCCGGUCGUUAGCUAUUACCUGCUUGUUACGGAAGAAUCUCCAAAAAUGUACUUAUUACUAAAAUCAUGUUAGAUGUGCUUCUACUUUAUCUCGUUUAUAUACAUGGGAUGCACGGUAAUUAAUAAUCCUAAUAUAAAUUAGGAAAUACGUAAGCUUUAGCAACGUGAGGAUCAAAGUCUGCUCAUUCCAAACAAAAAACCUGUAUGUAUAUCACAUUAAAUUAUCAACUACAAA
This is a messenger RNA of Dendroctonus ponderosae (mountain pine beetle), 956 nucleotides long. RefSeq names its product protein lin-7 homolog C (gene veli). The coding region runs from base 118 to 711 and encodes 197 amino acids. Gene Ontology annotation, molecular function: protein binding. Gene Ontology annotation, biological process: neurotransmitter secretion; protein localization to basolateral plasma membrane; maintenance of epithelial cell apical/basal polarity. The transcript has 4 exons. NCBI's taxonomy places the organism in Eukaryota, Metazoa, Arthropoda, Insecta, Coleoptera, Curculionidae. Gene Ontology annotation, cellular component: basolateral plasma membrane; cell-cell junction; synapse. The record is from RefSeq and is a predicted model, not a curated record.